CAUAAAACUAAUAAGCCUAAAGGAAACUAACAAAGAGGAUAUGAGCUUAGUUGCCUUGGCAUCGCCAUUGUAUAGGAGAUAGGAAAGCUGGAAAGGAGUUAAUUUACCACUGCUAUAGAUUAUACGCCGCCGAUAGUCUGGCAGCAGCAAGCGAUAUAUAUUUAUCGGAGGCAAUGGUAGGAGCAAGUAAUGUGUUGAAAGGGACAAGCACCUUCCUUCUCUUCUCCGCCUCCGCUUCUUCCUCUCGCCCGCUUCUCCCUCCCAUUCUCAACGCUUUACCCAAUAGUAUUCGCUUCGCGAUUCGCCCGCGCUCCCAUCCCCUCAACCGAUCCAUUUUUCUCCGUUACAAUGAGAAAUUGGCCGCUGCGUUUUCACCGCAUGGAAGAAGAGGCAGAGGAUUAGUCUUAUCCCGGAACUUGUAUAGCGGCAGCUCCAUUUCCGCCUCUUCUUUCUCUAAAGAGGAUGAUAUUGAUAACCCCGCCGCUACUGUUUCCAGAUCGGUAGACUCGCCGUCUCUUAAUCAUCAGCCGACGCUGGAGAUCAAAGACGCUGCCAAUACACUGGACAUUAGGGUUGGAAAAAUCUUAAGGGUCUGGAAACACGACGAAGCUGACUCCCUUUAUGUAGAGGAGGUCGAUAUUGGUGAGCCCCAACCUAGAAUCAUUUGCAGUGGUCUUGUUAACUAUAUCCCCCUCCAACAACUUCAGGACAGGUAUGUAAUUGUCCUUGCCAAUUUGAAGCCUAGAAAUAUGCGCGGUGUUAAGUCUUGCGGGAUGCUGAUGGCAGCUUCUAAUGAGUCGCAUCAAAAUGUUGAGCUCUUAAUGCCACCUGAAGGUUCCGUUCCUGGUGAAAGGGUAUGGUUUGGUUGUGAUGAUGAAAAAGACACCUUACCUGAGGCAGCAACACCCAAUCAGGUCCAAAAGAAAAAGAUUUGGGAAUGGGUGCAGCCACAGCUGAGAACCAAUGACUCUUAUGUUGUUAUGCUCGGUGCACAUUGUAUGCGGACACCCCUGGGUGUUGUGGUCUGCAGCUCUCUAGCCAAUGCAAACGUAUCAUGAUCAAAAUAUACGCUUGUUGACUGUUGAGUGUUGAGUUGUUGACAUAGUGGAGACUUGGACAGCAUAGUUUUGGCAUUUAUUUGAAUUUUGGUUUUAGUGUUGAGUGACUUCAGUCGAUUCGAUGCAUGCAUAGGGGUGCUAAACCGCUAAUCAACCAAGCCGACUCUUCUUACUUGAACCUAGAUCAACUCGAUUGAAACUCGAUUCGAAUCCGAUUUGAACCAAACUAAGUCAAGUUCAAAGUAUAUACAAACUCGACUAGAAAAGCUUGCAAACUACUCGAUUAUGGGUUUGCAUUGAUUCUUUUGGAUUCAUACAUAUGACAUUACAUCAUGGAUCC
Cuscuta epithymum is the source of this 1398-nucleotide messenger RNA. Lineage: Eukaryota; Viridiplantae; Streptophyta; Magnoliopsida; Solanales; Convolvulaceae. The record is from the annotation of a GenBank genome assembly.